AUGGCGAGACCCCUGCUCGAGUUUGAGACUGAGAUGUUCCUGAGCCUUUUCGGCUGUGAUGGCUUGCUUGUGGUUGCUGAGGGGAUGGGAAUAGACCGAAUCCUGCUGCAGUUCAUGCGGGUCUACUCGGAGAAGGGCAGCCUGGUCCUUCUAAUUAACACAACCACACCUGAACAGGAGUAUUUUACAGAGCUGUUGCGGGUUGAGGGAGUGACCCACCUGCCCAGGACGGUGACAAGCGAUGUCCAGAGCGCGGAGCGUUACAAUGUUUACACCGAGGGAGGGGUGUUGUUCGUCACCAGUAGAAUUUUGGUGGUUGACUUCCUAACUGAUCGAAUCCCUGCGCAUCUUAUCUCAGGGAUACUAGUGUAUCGAGCUCAUAAAAUCAUUGAGUCGUGCCAGGAGGCCUUCAUCCUCCGUCUGUUCAGGCAGAAGAACAAGACUGGCUUCAUUAAGGCUUUCACUGACAAGGCCACAGCCUUCUCUUCUGGCUUUUGCCAAGUAGAGCGAGUGAUGAGAAACUUGUUUGUCAAAAAGCUCUACCUGUGGCCCAGGUUCCAAGCGUCAGUGAACACAGGACUGGACAGGCAUAAGCCCGAAGUGGUGGAGCUUCAUGUGUCGCUAACUCCAGCUAUGAGGGCCAUCCAGAGCUCCAUCCUGGACAUUAUGAGCGCCUGUCUGAAGGAGCUGAAACGCUACAAUCCUGCCCUGGAAGCCGAGGAUCUGUCAUUGGAAAACACUUUAGGAAAUGCAUUUGAAAAGACUAUCCGACACUACCUGGACCCCCUGUGGCAUCAGUUAGGAGCAAAAACAAAAGCCCUGGUUCAGGACCUGAAGGUGCUCAGGGUUCUCCUCCUCUACCUCACCCAAUAUGACUGCGUCACCUUCCUGAAUCUGCUCGAGUCGCUUCGCUCUAGCCAAAAGAACUUUGGCUCCAAUUCAGGCUGGCUUUUCUUGGACUCGAGUACCUCCAUGUUUGUAAAUGCCAGAAGCAGAGUGUACAGGAUUCCUGAGAGCAAAAAGAAACUCAGAGUUGGAGCAGAGGCAGAAAAAAAGAAGCCGUCCUCUGCCCUGGAAUUGAAGCGAGAGCUGGUGCUGGAGAAGAGCCCAAAGUGGGAGGCCCUGACGGAGGUGCUGGAGGAGAUUGAGAGAGAGAACGAGAGCUCUAAGCAUGAACCAGGUAGUGUACUGAUCUGUGCGAGUGAUGACCGGACCUGCGCCCAGCUCCAGCAGUACAUAAGGAACGGCUCUGAUUGUCUCCUCAAUCGACUUUAUGCCCGCACCAUCGGAAAACGUGACUCCCCCGCAGCUCCCGCCUUUGAGCUGCACUCGCACAAAAAGGGGAAAGGUUGGGUCAAAAGGGGAGCCAAGGGAAAGGAGCCUGUUCAGACAAAAAAAACAAAGUCUGGCAAAAGCAAAAGACCGUCUCUGACCCUUACCCAGAUGGUUGGGAAAGAGGAAAUUGGUGAGGCAGGAGUUAUGGGCAGCAGUGGAGAUGAGGACGAUCUGAUGGAGGGAGACGAAAGCGAGGAAGAGCAGUUGAAGUUAGACCUGUCCUCAGACUCUUAUUACGGUGUCCUGAAGGAGCCACUGACCGUCAUCCACCCUCUGAAAGGCUGCACCGACCCCCACAGCCUGACCCGAGUGCUUCACGAGGUGGAGCCUAGCUUUGUGGUGCUGUACGAUGCUGAGCUGAGUUUUGUACGCCAGUUGGAGAUCUACAAAGCUAACCGGCCCGGAAAGCCGCUCAGGGUGUAUUUUCUCAUCUACGGAGGCUCGACAGAAGAACAGAAGUAUCUGACAGCACUGUCAAAGGAAAAGAAAGCCUUUGAGCACCUCAUCAGGGAAAAGGCUACAAUGGUCAUCCCAGAGGAGAGGGAAGGCCGAGAAGACACAAACUUAGACCUUGCCAGAAAUUUAGAGCCUGCAAAUACCACCACUAACUCCCGCAAAGCAGGAGGCCAGGAGCAGCCUAAAGAGCCCUCAAGAGUCAUUGUGGACAUGCGUGAGUUCCGCAGUGAGCUGCCCUCCUUGCUUCACCGUCGUGGCCUGGACAUUGAGCCUGUCACCCUCGAAGUGGGCGACUACAUUUUGACACCGGACACGUGUGUUGAACGCAAGAGCGUCAGUGACUUGAUUGGCUCAUUGCAGAGUGGCCGCCUCUACACCCAGUGCCUCUCCAUGACCCGCUACUACAGGAAGCCGGUGCUGCUCAUCGAGUUUGACCCAGCUAAGCCCUUCUCUUUGGUGGCCCGGUCAGAUUUCCGCAACGAGAUUUCUUCCAGUGAUGUUUCUUCCAAGCUCACCUUACUCACGCUGCACUUUCCCCGGCUCCGCAUCCUCUGGUGCCCAUCGCCGCACGCCACAGCUGAGCUCUUCUUGGAACUGAAGCAAGGCCGUGCAGAGCCCGAUGCCUCAGCAGCCCAGGCAGUUACGGCAGAGUCGGACACAGUGGCUGAAUCGGCAGAACUCUACAACCCCGGACCUUACGACUUCCUGUUGAAAAUGCCAGGUGUCAACACAAAAAACUACAGGGCGCUCAUAAGAAAUGCAGACACACUGGCGGACUUAGCCAAACUGAGCCAGGACAAACUAGCAGAAAUACUUGGGAAUGUUAACAAUGCCAAACUGCUGCAUGACUUUCUCCAUAAUGUUACUGAUGUGCCUGCUCCUGUACAGAAGGCCAAACAGACAUGA
This is a messenger RNA of Menidia menidia (Atlantic silverside), 2697 nucleotides long. NCBI's taxonomy places the organism in Eukaryota, Metazoa, Chordata, Actinopteri, Atheriniformes, Atherinopsidae. The record is from the annotation of a GenBank genome assembly.